AUGUGGGAGGGUUUUUCGUCCUGCGAUGGGACAGAGUCCGCUCUAAUACACUGUGACUUGCCAGAACCAGAUGGAGGAGGAGUCCGACUGGUGGGAGGCACAACCUGCUCUGGGAGAGUAGAGGUGCAUGAUGGGAACACCUGGGGCACGGUGUGUGAUGCUGACUUCGACCAGCAGGAUGCAGAGGUUGUGUGUCGGGAGCUGGGCUGUGGGGUUCCUGUAGAGGUGCGGGGGGCAGCUGCGUUUGGCAAGGGGGAGGGCCAGGUGUGGUCAGAGGAGAUUCAGUGCAGAGGCAACGAAUCUCAGAUUUACUUGUGUCCAACAUCACCCACCCAGAAACAGAACUGCCCCCAUGAGAACGACGUGGGACUGGUGUGCUCCAGCAGCACUGAUAUUAGGCUGGUGGAUGGAGGCAGCCCCUGUGCUGGGAGAGUGGAGGUUCGCCAUGGAGAACAGUGGGGGACAGUGUGUAGUGAUGGCUGGGAUAUGACAGAUGCUGAGGUGGUGUGUAGACAGCUGGGCUGUGGGGCUGCUGUGGAAGCACCGAGUGGAGCUCACUUUUUUCCCGGGUCAGGGAGAAUCUGGCUGAGUGAUGUGUCCUGCAAUGGGUCAGAGUCCACACUGAAGAACUGUGAUUCAGGAGGAUGGGGUAACCAUAACUGUGAUCACAAGAAGGAUGUUGGAGUGAUCUGUUUAGGUAGGAGACAGCAACGCAUCAGGCUGGUGGGAGGAACUCACCUGUGCUCUGGGAGAGUAGAAGUGCGUCGUGGGAACACCUGGGGCACGGUGUGUGACGCUGACUUCGACCAGCAGGAUGCAGAAGUUGUGUGUCGGGAGCUGGGCUGCGGGGUUCCUGUAGAGGUGCGGGGUGCAGCUGCGUUUGGCAAGGGGGAGGGCCAGGUGUGGUCAGAGGAGAUUCAGUGCAGAGGCAAUGAAUCUCAGAUUCACUUCUGUUCAACAUCACCCACCCAGAAACAGAACUGCCCCCAUGAGAACGACGUGGGACUGGUGUGCUCUGGCAGUGAUGAUGUGAGGCUGGUGGAUGGUGGCAGUCCCUGUGCUGGGAGGGUGGAGGUUCGUCAUGAAGGACAGUGGGGGACAGUGUGUGACCGGGACUGGGAUAAGACUGAUGCUGAGGUGGUAUGUAAGCAGCUGGGCUGUGGGGCUACUGCAGUAGCACUGUAUGCAGCCCAAUCACCCACAUCAGGGAAAAUAGAAGGAAAAGGACCAAUCUGGAUGAGUGAUGUGUUCUGCAAGAAAGUUAGGCUGGUGGGAGGCACUACCUGCUCUGGGAGAGUAGAGGUGCAUUAUGGGAACGCCUGGGGCACGGUGUGUGACGCUGCCUUCGACCAGCAGGAUGCAGAGGUUGUGUGUCGGGAGCUAGGCUGUGGGGUUCCUGCAAGGCUCCUGGGGGCAGCUGCGUUUGGCAAGGGGGAGGGCCAGGUGUGGUCAGAGGAGAUUCAGUGCAGAGGCAACGAAUCUCAGAUUCACUUCUGUCCAACAUCACCCACCCAGAAACAGAACUGCCCCCAUGAGAAUGACGUGGGACUGGUGUGCUCUGGUUACACAGAGUCCAGACUGGUUAAUGGUCCUGACAGAUGCUCUGGUCGAGUGGAGCUGAAGUAUCUCAGUGCCUGGGGCACAGUGUGUGAUGCAUGCUGGGAUAUGAGAGCCUCCAAUGUCCUCUGUCAGCAGCUGAGUUGUGGGAGAGCAGUGGCAUUGCUGGGGCAGGCCUGGUUUGGGGAGGGGAAUGGCUCAGUUUGGGCUGACGUGUUUGAGUGCCAGGGGAAUGAGACACAUGUCUCCCAGUGUGCUGCUUCUGCUUGUAGUCGAGCCACAUUCUCACAUGGACAGGAUGCUGGAGUCAUCUGCUCUGGAUCUUCUCUCUCUGCUCUUGAUGGGAUGGUGCAGCUGUCUGGAGAGAGAGAGUGUGAAGGCCAGGUGGACUGUGUGGGGAACGAGACGUCCCUGUGGGAGUGUCCCAAAGCAGAGUGGGGACAGACGGACUGUGGACACAAGCAGGACGUGGUGGUCAUGUGUUCAGAGUUCAAACAGUUGAGACUGAGAAUGCGGACAGACACCAAAGUCUGCUCAGGACUGGCAGAGGUUUUCUACAAUGGCACCUGGGGGAGUGUGUGUGUUAAUGGCAUGACGGAAGCCACUGCCACCGUGAUCUGCCGCCAGUUAGGCUGUGGGGACAGAGGGACAUUGAGUACAGGAACCACCUCUGAUGGAGUUCCUCAGUGGAUUAACAACAUUAAGUGCAGACGCCAUGAUGAGUCCCUAUGGCAGUGUCCCUCUGCAUGGAGUGACGACUGUCCCAGGAAGGACAUUUCCCCAAAUGAUUCAUCACCUCAGCAGGAGACGACACAGGUGCAGCAGUGCCCAGAGCCCCCAGAGUUGCGGCUGGUCGGCCCCAGUAAGUGUUCAGGGAGGGUUGAGGUGCGGAUUGAGGGGUCCUGGGGGACAGUCUGUGAUGACUCCUGGGAUAUGAGGGAGGCCCAGGUGGUCUGCAGACAGCUGGGCUGUGGGUUGGCCAUGAGGGUGGAGGGCAAUGCUGCAUUUGGGAGGGGAAAUGGCACCAUCUGGCUGGAUGAGGUGAACUGCACAGGAGACGAGCUCCACCUGUGGGACUGCUGUCGUUCCCCACUGAACCAGAGUGACUGCUCUCACAAGGAGGACGCAGGGGUUACCUGUGCAGUUGUGACUGCUCGGUCACCGCCCCCGGUGAACCCAACUUCUUCCCGGCCUCUGUCCAUCCCUGCAGUGGCCUUCCUGGUGCUGGGGGCGCUGUUCUUCCUGCUGCUGGCAGUGCUGGUUGUACUGCUGUUCCGGAACAGAGACCUGAAGAAGGCCCUGUAUCAGAGGGAUCCCGCCCCUCGGUAUGAUGCCGUCUAUGAGGAGAUUGAGUAUAAACUGCCCGGAGAAAGAACCUACGGCGCCCCCCGAAGAGGGAGUGUCCUUUCUGAGGACCUGCCCCCUGGGUAUGAUGAUGUGGGGAAUGGCGACGGACAUUCCCUCUUGGGGGACUCUGCGAGAGAAGAGACAGGCGAGGAGUAUGAUGAUGUCAUCGCAGAGGAGAACACAGGGGACCUCGUGACUGAGAACAUACCAGAUAGCUAUGAUGAUGUCAUCACUGUAGAUCCCGUUACAGGCAGCGUGGCAGCGGAGAAAGUCAAGACCACGGAAGGACCUCUUGAGAUGGGCUACGACGAUGCUGGGGAGGAGUCUAUUAAAGGAGGAGGGGAGCAGAUGAGGACCGGUCCGGCCUAA
Megalops cyprinoides (Indo-Pacific tarpon) is the source of this 3273-nucleotide messenger RNA. RefSeq names its product scavenger receptor cysteine-rich type 1 protein M130-like. Gene Ontology annotation, cellular component: membrane. The record is from RefSeq and is a predicted model, not a curated record. The coding region runs from base 1 to 3273 and encodes 1090 amino acids. The transcript has 18 exons. NCBI's taxonomy places the organism in Eukaryota, Metazoa, Chordata, Actinopteri, Elopiformes, Megalopidae.